Staurois parvus is the source of this 963-nucleotide messenger RNA. The record is from the annotation of a GenBank genome assembly. NCBI's taxonomy places the organism in Eukaryota, Metazoa, Chordata, Amphibia, Anura, Ranidae.
AUAUAUAUAUAUAUAUAUAAAAUCAUGUUGUAUUCCUCAUCAUUGCAUGUAAUGAAAAUUUGUAUUUGGCCCAUUCUCUAUUUCACAUCCUGCCGCUGUCUGUAUGUCUGUCGCUUCUCUGCAGGUAAGUCUCACAUGGCUAUGGUCCAGAAAGUGAACAAUGAAGGAGAAGGCGAUCCAUUCUACGAGGUGAUGGGGCUAGUCACAUUGGAGGAUGUUAUUGAGGAGAUUAUAAAAUCGGAGAUAUUGGAUGAAUCGGAGGAUUACAAACAAGCCAUAAAGAAGAAGCAUCCUAAAGUGCAUCCCAUUCCAAUACCACGUGGAGGAGAGGACCUAUCAUUUUUCAAGGGUGGCGACUUGGAACAAAAAGUCAAGAUAUCACCCCAACUAUUACUGGCCACUCAGCGCUUCUUAUCUCAGGAAGUGGAGCUUUUCAGUGCCACUCGGAUGUCAGAGAAGGCUCUUUUGCACUUGCUGAAACUCCCAGGAGUCACACAUGAAGUGAAAUUUGAUGACAGUGAACGGUUUGCUCCUGAACACUAUUUGUACCUGCGCAGCCAACCUGUGGACUAUUUCAUACUUAUUCUACAGGGAAAAGUGCUGGUAGAAAUUGGGAAGGAAUGUCUAAAGUUUGAGAAUGGAGCAUUUACUUAUUACGGAGUUGCUGCAUUGAGUCCGUGCCUUUUAAGUCCUAACUCUCCAUCCAGUGGCCAUGAGCACAGUGAUUCUCCAGACUCUGGUUUUUACUGUCCUGACUACUCUGUGAAAGCAUUGUCUGAUCUACAGCUAGUCAAGGUCACUCGGCUUCAAUAUCUCAAUGCUCUGCGGACCUCACAUUCACACACCAGUGCUCAGUCUCCAGACAGCAUAGAGCUGAAGAUAUUUCCAAACAGCCAGACACAGCUAUUCAAUGACAGGAAUUCUGGAUCAGAUCUGAAGAAGGAAGUGCUGGAAUGCAGAUGA